AUGUCCAUUGUGAGUGGAAGACUGCCGGUCAUUGAACCAGAAGCAAAAUUCGACAGUAGAGCAUUCGUCCCAGGUUCCGCAAACAUGAGCACCGUUUUCCGCUCUGCUCCCAAAGGAAGAAGGGUAUCGAUCCAAGCUUUUGAGGUUGCCAACACAAUUGCCAGGGCCUCCAGUCUCAUAAAAUUCCUCUCCAAGCAAAGAAUAAGGCACCUGAAAGAGGGCGUGCUUAGGUCUGAAGGUGUCCGCUGUCUUAUCUCUGAAGAUUACAGUCUGCUGUCCAUUCUCGUUGAAGAUGAUAUACGAGAAGAGUUGAGACUAUUUUGUAUAGAGGUUGCCCGGCUUGGAGAUCUGUGUGAAGGCCCUCAAUGGCACAAUCUCAGUAUCUGCAGAUGUGGUUCUGCACUGCCAUCUAAGAACAACUCCAGUGAAGAAGCACCUCCCAGUUUGCAGUAUCUGAUAAAAUUGGCACAAAAUACAUGGGUUCUGCGCCAAGAAAUGCUAGCACUGGACAGACUUGAGCACACUCAUUAUGUGGCAGCUAUUCCUGUUAAGAAACAAAUUGAUGCUAUCAAGAGCCAAAGGGGUGCGGUGAAGGUCUUGAAAAGGAAAUCGCUCUGGUCGAAGAGUAUGGAAGAUAUUGUAGAGAAACUUGUAGGGAUCGUGGACUUCAUCCAUCUUGAGAUCAACAGAGCAUUCUUGGAGAACCAUGCCAGGAAAUCAUCUGGAGGACUUCGCGUAGCUAACAAUCUCGCGAAAACGUUAGGGCCCGCUGGACUUGAGUUGCAUUACGCCAAUGUCAUCUUGCAGCUAAAAGCUUUGGCAUUGGCAUCACCAGCGGUUCCUCAAAAUGCUCGGGAGGCUUUAUACCAAGCACUGCCUCCUCGGAUCAAACCAGUCCUGCAUACCCAACUGCGGCGGCGUUUUCCCCUCGGAGAAAAGCAGACCAUGACGGUAGCAGAGGUGAGAGCUGAAAUGAACAGGGUAUUGCGGUGGCUUGUGCCAGCUGCAGAAUCCACCAGGUACUUCAUACAACUUUUCCAGUUAACGGAACACCACUACUUAAAGAGUUGAAGUACAUUACUUUUAACAAUAUUGCACAGAAAGCUAUAGAUGUUGGAAAAUUGUUCUUAAUUGUAUAUAUGAUCACGGCUCGCCUGGUUGCCUUCUUGAUGCAUCAGGCUUUGCCUUCAAGAAUGGGCGAUGAAAGGGUACGUAACGUACGACCACUCGUCUCGUUUCUGCGUUUGCUCAUGCAACAGAUGUAUAAGCUGCAAUGUUCUGUCAGGCUGUCCCUGAUGUCUCAUGAAUCAAAUCUCUUUUACAGGAUGGAGGGUGUCAAUGUUGACGAAACAAACUGGUUCGAACAAGAGAAUCAUGUCAGUGUCGGUUCCAUGCUCGCUCAUGCAGAUGCCAAAGUGAGCAAGGUAGAGACGCUGUACUACGCCGACAAGGAGACGACCGAAGGUUACAUAGCGGAGCUUGUUCUGGCUCUUCAUCUUCUUGUUUCGCUGCCUACGGAGGAGAAGUGAGUCCAAGCUGAAGGCACUGAUGAACAGUUGAGGCGAGCACAACUUGAAGCAUCUGAAUUAACUUAUCGUCGAAUCUACGCUGUCGAAGCAAUGAGGGGAUAAGGCAGAGCCAUGGAUGCCUGAUUUUUUCGCCCUCUUCAGAUGCGUCAAACAGUUAUAACGCUGAGGGAAAUGACCUGAUUCUUGUGAAGUUUCAGCUGUAAGCAGGCUCUCUGUUGUUUCUGAAACUUCUCCAAGAACUCUGUUCACUCAGUCUUAUAUAUAGACAACUAGUAAAUGAUAACCUCACAUUUGUGCAGUUAGAUUUUCUGCAUCUUUUUAGACAUGUUGCUUUAUAUUUGAACGCGCUAUUGUAUACACAAAAUUUAUCCAGUACUUCUU
Molecule: messenger RNA, 1910 nt
Organism: Triticum urartu
Lineage: Eukaryota; Viridiplantae; Streptophyta; Magnoliopsida; Poales; Poaceae
Source: RefSeq, a predicted model, not a curated record